UUGUUAUCGAGCAUUAAUCGAGGAAAUCCGUAUUUGAUAGUGGCAGAUGUUCCAUGCGGCAGGAGCGAGAGACGAGAAGCAAGGAUUGUCGGAGGUCAGAAUGCGGCACCACGUGAAUUUCCAUGGCUCGUGAGCAUAACAAGAAAAGGAGGUCACUUUUGUGGUGGCGCCAUUGUAAACGACAAAUUUGUAUUAACAGCAGCGCACUGUCUAUGUUCCGGCACGAAUAAGAUUCCGGUAGGGCAGUUACGCGUCACUCUGGGCGAACACAAUUUAAAGGCUCCGGAAGUGCCAGCCGCAAGACACGAAAGCGUCAUAAACGCGGUGUUGCAUCCUGGUCACAGGUGCGGCAAGUAUGUGGAUGAUAUUGCUCUGCUAGAGCUUGCUAGACCGAUCAGUUGGUCGGAAAGCGUGAAACCCGCAUGUUUACCUGUGGCCACAGGCCAACCAGGGUAUAGCGCCUUCGGCGGUGUUGAAGCUAUAGUAGCCGGAUGGGGAUGGCUCGGGGAAGAUAGAAGCAAAUACAAGAGAGCAGACGUGCUGCAGAAAGUGGACGUUCGCGUGGUGGCGAACACUGUGUGUGGCGAGUGGUACGCGAGUCAGGGCAAAUCAAUCCAAAUUGGACCGAAGCAAAUGUGUGCUGGCUGGGAGGAAGGACUCAGGGACUCGUGCUGGGCUGACAGCGGCGGGCCUCUGAUGGUCGGAAGUCGCCCUGCUGGGCCCUUGAUGGUCAUCGGAGUAGUCUCAACCGGUAUCGGCUGCAGCAGACCACAACUCCCUGGCAUUUACGUGAGGGUCUCGGACUACGUUUCUUGGAUCACGCAAGAGGCACAAUCUAGUCGAUAAAUUACAACGCGGAAGAGAACGCAAAAACGAGAACGCAAAAACCGAUUUCACUAUUUUGACAAUUUCUGCUUCCAUAGAUGGAAAUUAUUAAGAUUUAUGUUACCAAUAUAUUUUAUUAUAUUUAUGAAAUAUGAGAAAGCUGGCUAAAAAUUAACAAAUGUGAUAAAUGUGAUUUGUCUGGAAUAGCGGAGGUAUUUAUGUUAUAACCACAUCAUUAUCAUAUUUAUUUUUAAAAGUUUAUUAUGCAAU
Pogonomyrmex barbatus (red harvester ant) is the source of this 1095-nucleotide messenger RNA. RefSeq lists its product as uncharacterized. Gene Ontology annotation, biological process: proteolysis. Gene Ontology annotation, molecular function: serine-type endopeptidase activity. Lineage: Eukaryota; Metazoa; Arthropoda; Insecta; Hymenoptera; Formicidae. The record is from RefSeq and is a predicted model, not a curated record.